CUUCUUUCUUUUUUUUUAUUAGAAAAAGAAAACAUAUUUACAUUUGUUUGAAUUAUACCUAAUAUGUCUUCCAACGCCCUUGUCGAUUUCUCGCAGUUGUCUCCAAAGUUCCGGGACCUUUACGCCAAGGCAAAGGUCUUUGUCGAGGAGGAAUGCAUUCCUGCAGAGAAGACCUACAAUCUGCAAAUGGGACAAGGCGACCAACGCUGGAAGGUUGUUCCUCAGGUUAUGGAGGACCUCAAAGUAAAAGCUCGUGCAUUGGGUCUGUGGAACUUGUUCCUUGGUCAAGACUAUGCCGAAGGCGCUGGUUUGACUAACCUCGAGUAUUCCUUGAUUGCCGAGUUGACUGGUCGCUCUCCCAAAAUUGCUCCCGAGGCAAUGAACUGCUCUGCCCCUGAUACUGGCAACAUGGAAGUCUUUGCCAAGUACGGAACUCCUGCCCAAAAGGCCCGCUGGUUGCAGCCCUUGUUGGAUGGAAAGAUCCGUUCCGCUUUUGCCAUGACCGAGCCUCUGGUCGCCUCUUCUGAUGCCACAAACAUUGAGACAAACAUCCGUCGUGAGAACAACGAAUGGGUCGUUAAUGGUCGCAAGUGGUGGAUAUCUGGCGCCGGUGAUCCCCGUUGUGCUGUAUACCUCCUGAUGGGCAAGACUGAUUCCGCAAACAAGAACCCUCAUCGUCAACAAAGCAUUAUUGUCAUUCCUGCUGAUACCAAGGGUAUUACCGUCGUCCGCCCCAUGCAAGUCUUUGGCUAUGAUGAUGCUCCCGAGGGACAUUGCGAGAUCGUGUUCAAGGACGUCCGUGUGCCUUUGGAGAACAUCAUUCUCGGAGAAGGUCGUGGAUUUGAAGUUAUUCAAGGUCGCCUUGGCCCUGGUCGCAUCCACCACUGCAUGCGCUGUAUUGGCAUGUCUGAGCGUGCACUCGAUCUGAUGCUGACUCGUGUCACUGAUCCCUCUCGCAAAACUUUUGGUAAGAUGCUGGCUCAGCAUGAUACUGUCAUUGCUGAGAUCGCCACCUCUCGUAUGGAAAUCGAACAGGCCCGUUUCAUGGUCCUCAAUGCUGCUAAAAAGAUUGAUGAAGUCAAGGCAAAGGGUGCCAUGAAGGAGAUUGGAAUGGCAAAGGUCAUUGCACCUAACAUGUUGUUACGUGUAUUGGAUCGUGCCAUGCAGGCCUAUGGUGCUGCUGGUAUUUCUCAGGAUACCCCUCUUGCACACUUUUAUGCCUCUGCCCGUACUUUGCGUUAUGCCGAUGGUCCCGAUGAGGUUCACCGUAACCAGUUGGGCAAGAUUGAAGUUCGCCGCGCAGCUGCUCUUACUGAGCAACAGAGAAUUCAGAAGGAUAAGGGCGACCGUCUUGCUGCUAAUGUUUCCAAGCUCUAAAAAAUGUAUAUGCUCUUGAUUUUUGUUAAAAGGUUUUGUUGUAAAGAAUCACUUUUAAUUCCUGCUCAGUAUAUAUAUAUGUAUAAAUAAGACCAUCUCGUUGGGAAUAC
Molecule: messenger RNA, 1487 nt
Organism: Phycomyces blakesleeanus NRRL 1555(-)
Lineage: Eukaryota; Fungi; Mucoromycota; Mucoromycetes; Mucorales; Phycomycetaceae
Exons: 4
Coding region: 64-1377 (437 amino acids)
Molecular function (GO): flavin adenine dinucleotide binding; oxidoreductase activity, acting on the CH-CH group of donors
Source: RefSeq, a predicted model, not a curated record